Molecule: messenger RNA, 1548 nt
Organism: Melampsora larici-populina 98AG31
Lineage: Eukaryota; Fungi; Basidiomycota; Pucciniomycetes; Pucciniales; Melampsoraceae
Exons: 6
Coding region: 1-1548 (515 amino acids)
Source: RefSeq, a predicted model, not a curated record
AUGGAAGAGGACACGAGUGUAAUGUGCACAUUACCUCAGUGCUUGGGUUGUGGCAAAUGUUAUCGCUUCCUUACCAACUCCAAAUGCCAACUGUGUAAGGGAAGCAAUGAUGCUCAGUCCGGUAUCCCAACUCGUGCUCCACAUCCAAAUCCGGCUUCGACCUUGACCAAUCCGGCUUCCGCUUCAGUUCGGAACACACCUUUAACCGCUUCAACUCUUCCACAAGAGCUGUUCCAGGGCGGAGACACUCAGCCAGCCUUCAAACCCAACUAUUUACCAGUCGCAUUGAAUUCACAACUCCAAGGGUCCAUUCGCGCAUCCCAGUCUGGAAGGCGCACUGUAGGUCAGCCAAAGGGUAAGAAGAAGAAGGAAAUUGAGGAGGUAAUUGAAGAGGAAACUUCUGAAAUUGAAAUCUCGAUGAGUUUUCUUUACCUGAGUGGAACCGGCAAGUCCAACUACGUACGACAUGGUCUAACACCUCGAAAAUUCAAAAUCAACCUCGACAGCGCAGAUUGGUUUUUCUCUCUUGGUUGGGAUGUCUACAAAUACUACCUACAAGAAGCCAAGGAUUCAGCGUUCCCAUCAAAGACUCAGCAGCGAGAUAACAAAAUCUGUGCUCUGCCACCAGACUUUUCAUCCACGUAUUGUAUCAUCGUGGAAAAUGGGGUAUCAGUGACACAGGAUUCAAUGAAAACAACUCUCAUCAGCAAGUGCAAGACCAAGAAGCUCGAUAAAACUAAAUUUGGCUUGUUAUUUAAUAUGAGGAAAUACCUUGCGACUCUUUCAUCGGAUUCUUCUCCUGAACCUGAUCGAAGUCGAAAACGGACGAAUCGAUACGAACUUACCUCUGAUGAAGAGGCACUGGAUGAGUCUCCGGAACUCGAUCCGGCUCCUAAACCCUAUCCUCACACGCGAAAACGCCAGUACCCGGCCGUGUCGAUUUCGGAACCUCAAGACCAGGAAGCAGAUCGUUUUGAAGAAAUCAUACACGUCAACUCUGCAAGCUCGGCACAAGUUCAACUGGUGCAACUUCAGCAACCAGUUCCUCCUGAAAGAGAUGACAGUGCUGAUGCUGAUGGACCGAAAUUAGAGUGUGAUGAAUCUAUGUACCUUGAAAUGUUUGGUAACACACAUGAAUUAGCCCGCUCGGCGAAGGAAAUCCUGCCAUACCCUCCUCGCCCGAUUGCGAAUUGGAACGAAGGCUGGCUACUCUCGUUGAUCACUAAAAACCGAAAAGCCGUCUUCAAACCAGUCGCCAUCUCUUUCCGGGUCGAUCGAGAAUCUUUGAUUGGUGCGGGUCGAUUCAUGCAGUGCUAUAAAGCAGAAUUGCUUAUAGCACUUCAAGCUCAUCGUGUUGUGGCUAAGCAGGUGUUUGGUGACCACUGUCCAUUGGCGCAGUAUCAGCUUCAAGCACAGACAUAUGUGCACGUUGAAGGUGUUAUUGAGAGGUUUAAGGCCAAUGUUUUGAGUAACGAGAAAUUUACUCAACUAGAGAAGGAUUUAGUCAAUACUUUGAGACUGACAAGAAAUUCUCUCUGUACUUCUUGA